UCGUUGGCGCAUUAGCGCAAGGCUGCCAUUUGUAGGCGAUGCACCGUAUUGCGGAACGAGUGGGUGGACCUGGCCUAAGAUGGGGAGCGUGCUAUUUGCAGCUGUGUUCAUAGCGUUACAAUUUGCCACCGGCGGCCUGGCCAACCCAGAUGCAAAACGUUUAUACGACGAUCUCUUAAGCAAUUACAAUCGUUUAAUUAGGCCUGUGGGCAAUAAUUCUGAUCGUUUAACGGUCAAAAUGGGUCUACGGCUGUCACAGUUAAUAGAUGUUCUUAAUAUAGAAAUGGAGAAGAAUAACGCGAAAUAG
Teleopsis dalmanni is the source of this 307-nucleotide messenger RNA. RefSeq names its product acetylcholine receptor subunit alpha-like 1. Lineage: Eukaryota; Metazoa; Arthropoda; Insecta; Diptera; Diopsidae. The record is from RefSeq and is a predicted model, not a curated record. Gene Ontology annotation, cellular component: membrane. The coding region runs from base 80 to 307 and encodes 75 amino acids. The transcript is spliced from 3 exons. Gene Ontology annotation, biological process: monoatomic ion transport. Gene Ontology annotation, molecular function: extracellular ligand-gated monoatomic ion channel activity.